AUGGCUUCCAGCACUUUUGUUACGCUCAGCAAUGGAGUCAAGAUGCCCAUCUUUGGAUUGGGAUCAUGGCAGGUGAGUUUUUUGCUGUUGGAGACUGGCUUUAUCGUGUUAGCUUCCUCACAGAUAGUUUAAAUACUUUUUAGUCGAAAGCCGGAGAAGUUGGUGAUGCAGUGACUGUGGCUCUUGAUGCCGGUUACAGACUCAUCGAUACGGCUGCCAUCUACCAAAACGAAGAGGAGAUUGGAGACUCUCUUCAGAAAUACUUCCAAUCCGGAAAGCUGAAGAGAGAAGAUGUUUUUAUCACUACGAAGGUAAGUCUAAUAAUGAGGUUUUAUUUUUUUUUCAGGUGUGGUGCUCUCACAAUCGUCCAGAGGAUAUUGAGGGAGCUUUGAAAGACUCGUUGAAGAAGCUGAAAACCGAUUACGUUGACCUUUACCUCAUUCAUCAGCCUGCCGCUUUUAACGUAGGUUGUUUUUGUUACUUAAUGAUGUUUUUACACAAGUUUAUGUAAUUUUUUUAGCAUGAAAUGACCGAACAAGAUCAUUCGGUCAAGGUUGAGGAUACCUGGAAGGGAAUCGCCGGAGUCUACAAGCAGGGAUUGGCCAAGGCUGUUGGAGUUUCCAACUUCAGCGAAGAACAGAUCGAGAGGAUCCUUAAGUCUAGUGAUGUCCCCGUCCACAACUCGCAAGUCGAACUUCAUCUUUAUUUCCAACAGAAGAAGCACGUUGAGUUCUGUAAGAAGCACAACAUCUCUGUAACUGCUUAUGCUCCAAUGGGAUCUCCCGGCCGAUCAAAGUUUGUUCUCCCUAAUGGACGGUAAGUUUUUAUAUUACAAGUACAUUUUGUUGCUAAUCUGGUUCUUUUGUAAUCUUUUUAUGUUACAGAACUCAACAAUGGCCAGUUGCCGAAGAACCACUGGAAAACGCAGAAGUUCUGAAGCUGGCCGAGAAGUACAAGAAGAGCCCGGCUCAAAUCUUGCUCCGUCAUCUUCUCCAGAACAAUAUUGCCAUUAUACCGAAGAGUGUUACCCCCAAAAGAAUCCAGGAGAAUGCUCAGAUCUUCGACUUCGAAUUGACUGCUGAUGAAAUCAAAACCCUCAACUCUCAGCCCCAGGGAAGUAGAUUCUUCCUCCAGGACUUCAUGAUCGGCCAUCCAGAAGAUCCAUGGAAAUCAGAAAGACCUCAGUAA
Molecule: messenger RNA, 1188 nt
Organism: Bursaphelenchus xylophilus (pine wood nematode)
Lineage: Eukaryota; Metazoa; Nematoda; Chromadorea; Rhabditida; Aphelenchoididae
Source: the annotation of a GenBank genome assembly